AUGAGUAGCCGUGGUUCUGCCGUGAAACGAAUCAUGUCUGAAAUGAAAGAAAUGAGCAGUCAAGAGAAUAUUGAAUUUUCUGCUGCUCCUACAGAGGAUAAUUUAUUUGAAUGGCAUUUCACGCUGAGAGGCCCACAAGAUACUGUGUUUGAGAAAGGAAUGUACCAUGGGAAAAUUAUCCUGCCUUCUGAGUAUCCAUUUAAAGCGCCGCAUGUUAUAUUUCUUACACCAAAUGGGCGUUGGGCACUUGACACGAAGGUCUGUAUUUCAUUUACCGGCUUUCACGAAGAAUCCUGGCAACCAGCAUGGGGUAUUCGGACAGCGUUGCUUGGAGUUCAAGCACUCAUGUCUUCAAAAGAUGACGAAGCUGGUUACGGUGCCGAGAGUAUGAAUGAUGAAGGACGAAAAAUGCUUGCUGAAAAAUCUAUGGCAUGGACUUGCGCUAUAUGUCAAAAGACCAAUGCUGAAAUGCUUCCAGGAGAGCGCGCGAUUCAGUCAACAACAACAAAUGAACUCCCGGGCACCCCUAACAUGACAAAGAUGGAUCGGACAAGUUUACCAGCAAAGGAGCCUUCAAGUGAGACAAAAUCCGACGCAAAAACGGCUCAAAAAGAUGAAAAACACACGACGUAUCGAAAUCAAUGUUUCAUGGACGAGAAGGAAGAAGAACAUGGGCCAUCUACUCAGGUAUCUGAGCCGACCCCACAUCAAUCAAAGCCAGCACCGUCAGACCCAUCGGCAGCUUUUCAAACAUCUUCAAAUCUACCAACUAGUAUAUCCGAAGUGUUACAAACGCGCGUGGAAUCCUAUCGCCGUACGAUAGGUAUGAUUGACACACUUAUGGGACUCAUUUGCGCGAUGCUUUUUCUUAUCGUCUUAAAAAAUCUAUGA
This is a messenger RNA of Malassezia globosa CBS 7966, 891 nucleotides long. RefSeq lists its product as uncharacterized. The transcript is spliced from 4 exons. The record is from RefSeq and is a predicted model, not a curated record. The coding region runs from base 1 to 891 and encodes 296 amino acids. NCBI's taxonomy places the organism in Eukaryota, Fungi, Basidiomycota, Malasseziomycetes, Malasseziales, Malasseziaceae.